AUGACUACUACUACUAUUCACAGUCGCAGCAAUAGCAAGCACCAGUUCUACUCCAGAGGCACUGUGCCCUUCUCUUGGGAAAACAAGCCCGGAGUCUCCAAGCUGUCACACAUCAAAACCGAAGCGAAAACGGAGUACUACUUCAUCAAAGACGACGAUUACAAACUACCACCACCGCCUAGGGUUUCUUUCCACGGGGACUACCAGCUCCCUCUUCCUCCUCCCUGCACUUUCCAGGCGCCCAUUUCUAGAAACUCCUCCAUUAAGGGCUUGAUCAGCAACAAAGCCGAAACCGAAGACCCUUUUCAAAUGGCCAUCCUCGAGUGCACCAAGUCGAUCCACAAUGGUGGUGGCAAUGAUAGUGGGGAUGUUGCUACCAAAGGUAGGAGGAAAACGUCGUUGUCUUUGUCCCCGAAACAGUACGGUGGGUUUGGAUCUGGACUGAGAAGUUUGUUCGGGUCCUUAUCGUGUAAAUGCUCCAGCAGUGUAAGGGAUGAAAGUUUGGUUAAGGUCUCUCGGGUUCCAUACCAGAGAGAUACAGUACUUAUUAAUUAUUAA
Messenger RNA from Rosa rugosa (rugosa rose), 558 nucleotides. RefSeq lists its product as uncharacterized. Bases 1 to 558 code for a protein of 185 amino acids. Lineage: Eukaryota; Viridiplantae; Streptophyta; Magnoliopsida; Rosales; Rosaceae. The record is from RefSeq and is a predicted model, not a curated record. The transcript has a single exon.